AAUUAUUUCCUUCUUUCUAAAUAUGUUCUGUAUUUGUCUUCUGGGUCAUCUUGUUCAUCACGUUGGCUCGUCCUUCAGAGGGAACACUGAUGAGGUCGCUCCUUUUUCUGUGUUUCCUUUCUGGUCAGGUGAGCUCAGAGGCGGUGGCUGCACCGAUCAUAUCAGGCGAGGGGCGUGGCCUAAUCAGGAAGAAGAAGAAGCAUCGCGUGUCAGAACCCGGAGCGUUGGUGAUCGAACACGCGGAGCCGUCAGACGCAGGUGUUUAUACCUGUGUAGCGUGGAACAUGGAGGGAGCGGACACGAAGAGCGUCUCAGUGAUCGUGGACUCUCGGGGGUCUGCGGGGUCGCGGUCUGUCGGGGGGAGCUGGUGGGACGCUGAGCCCAGCAGAGAGCAGCCCUGGCUGGGGAACUCUGCCGGCGCUGCAGCCUCUCUGGUGCUGCUGGCAAAGGUGGUUCACGCCCAGUCGGUGGUGUUGGAGUGGAAGUUGUAUCCCAGCAGAGGAUCUUCGUCUGUGGGUCAGGACGCCCCCCUACCUCUGCCCCGGUGGACCAGCGCCACUGUGCACAUUGAAAACCCUCAGAUCAGCUACACGGCCAAG
Micropterus dolomieu (smallmouth bass) is the source of this 599-nucleotide messenger RNA. Its product is annotated as leucine-rich repeat neuronal protein 1-like. The record is from RefSeq and is a predicted model, not a curated record. The transcript has 3 exons. The annotation marks the transcript as partial. Lineage: Eukaryota; Metazoa; Chordata; Actinopteri; Centrarchiformes; Centrarchidae.